AUGACUUCACCACAAGUCGUAGUCAACGAGUUGUUGGCAUUUAUUCAAAAUGCCACCGUGACUUUGGAUGAGACCAGCAUCGUGCAGAUCAGCAAGUCCAGCUUCCAGGAGGAGGACAUAUGUAGUGGCAAGGCGCUGCUCUACCAGACGCUCGGCAAAGCCGACGAAAUGCCAUCACGACGAAGAGAUGGAGGCGUGAAGAGUCUACGGGACAUCAUCUCGGUGUUCAAGGGGACCGAUUCAUCAAACAUGCCCUCUUUCGUGGCGAAGGACCUACAUCGGCUACCUGUCGUCUCGUUGGACCAUGUUGACGUUUCCAGGCUGCUAAAGGAUAUAAUUUUCCUGAAGGACAGUCUGGCUGAAAUGCAGGCUAAGUUGGAGGUAUCGAACAAUACCAUCAGUGAAUUACGUUCUGAAUUAGCGUUAAUACGUAGUGCUAGUUCGGAAUGUAGGUCAGAUAACUCUAGCAUAGCCGUGUGUCACGUUGCGCGGAAUGCGUCCAUCGGCGGUUUCGAGUCCGCAAAUUUGGAUGCGUCGGCGAUUGCUGAGCAGGCGACCGCUGACCCGCGCCCCGCCGCCCGCCCGUCUACGUCACCGGGGACGCGCACGUCACGCGAGAGUACGUUGACCCCAAAACGUUCGUACGCUGCCACUGCCGCUAAGCCGCCUGCUGUGUCCAAGUCUAAGCAGCGGCCGAAGAAAGGGGUGCAGAGCCUUCGUGAACCUGUUCACAAGGAUCGGUCACAGCUGACUCUAAAAGAGUCCGGAUGCGACAGAGAUGGCUUCAAGAAGGUGGAGAGGAGAAAGAAGUCAGCUCGUCCGAAUCAGUGCGGUACCGCACCGACUGGACCUAACCAUUUGCUGCGUCCUGCAACACCGACGACGCUGCUGUAUGUGUCCCGAUUACACUACCUUACGAAGGUCGAGGAGAUCGUGAAAAUAGGGGCAUCAACAAACAUGCCCCACCGGUGCCAAUGCGGAGUUAUGGUGAAAAAUCUGGACCACCACGGCCUCUCAUGCAGCCGUAGCGCUGGAAGUAUCCCCCGCCACGCCAGUCUCAACGACGUCACCCUUGUCAGUGCCGAGGUACCGGCGGUCCUCGAGCCCAACGGUCUGGCCAGGGUCGAUCGCAAGAGGCCUGACGGAGAGACGCUGGUGCCUUGGAGUAUGGGCCGGCCACUUGUCUGGGACGCUACGUGUGUAGAUACUCUGGUACCGUCCUAUUAUUCCAGGCACCAAAGUUGGCGCUGGUGCGGCCGCUUCCUCGACCGAUAG
This is a messenger RNA of Cydia fagiglandana, 1275 nucleotides long. RefSeq lists its product as uncharacterized. NCBI's taxonomy places the organism in Eukaryota, Metazoa, Arthropoda, Insecta, Lepidoptera, Tortricidae. The record is from RefSeq and is a predicted model, not a curated record. Bases 1 to 1275 code for a protein of 424 amino acids. The transcript has 2 exons.